AUGAAGUCCACAUCCCUCCCUCUCGCAACCACCCUCCUCGCGACGGCCGCCUCGGCCUUCCAAAUCGGCAAACCGCCCAUGCCCCAAGCAAAAACCACAAUGGCAGACAACUUCCCCUGGCGCGACCCCUUCACCUCGGCAACAACAGACGCCUACACCCCAACCUGCUCCUCGUCAAAGACCUUUGCCGCCACACAGUACACCCUCCACGACCUCUUUGACAAGCCGCCGACGGGCCUCUUCCCCUGGGGCGACGGUCUCAAGACUUUCUUUUCGGGCCGCGAGUACCCCGGCGGCUGGGCCGGCCUCGACCGCCACAUGUACGACCGCAACGUACUCAUGAUGGAGUACGCCGAUGUUCCGUUGCGCGUGCGCGAGUGGAUUGAGGAGGAGGAGCGGGCUGACGGCGCCGGCAAGGGUUUGUUUGCUGUGUUUGAGAAGCCUGCUGGGGAAGAGGAUAAGAUUACGGAGCGGGUAGCUGUUCCUGGCGAGGCUAAGGAGGUUGAUCGUGGGCUUGAUGAGGGGAGGGUUGCUAUUUUUGCGCCGGGAGCGUUGUAUCCUGUUCUUCCUCUGUUUGUUGCCGACGGCAGUGACUGUGAAGCGACGCUCGCCGACUUGAGUAGUUACCAGGCCGUGCCCAAGGAUGCCGCCGUCGUGGCGUGGCCCGUCAGCCAUACCCGUCCCGACACCGCCAAUGGCAAGAGGGACAUCGAGUUCACCGUCAAGGCUCAGGUUCUCAAGGUGAAAGAGGUUGCGCCAGAGGCCGAGGCUGAUGCUGAGGAGUCCAAGGUGUCUGACGAGAAGACGAAGUCGUCUGAUGCGGCCAAGGAUGAGUUGUAA
Molecule: messenger RNA, 840 nt
Organism: Colletotrichum tamarilloi
Lineage: Eukaryota; Fungi; Ascomycota; Sordariomycetes; Glomerellales; Glomerellaceae
Exons: 2
Coding region: 1-840 (279 amino acids)
Source: RefSeq, a predicted model, not a curated record